GUCAUUUCCUAUUAGGCCCUUCCCUCACGCUUAUUAUUUAAACCUCCCCACCACUCUCCCUCUCUUCCUGUUCCUCAUAAGUCAUUUGAAGAGCAAGCAAUUUCAGAUUCAACGACGCCUAAGAGCCAAUAGAUUUGAGUACUAUUUAGCAUAUUAAAAAUGUCGCCAGCUGAUUUGUCGCGUGAGGAGAAUGUAUACAUGGCCAAGUUGGCCGAACAGGCUGAGCGAUAUGAGGAAAUGGUUGAGUUUAUGGAGAAGGUAGCAAAGGCUGUCAAUACAGAGGAGUUGUCUGUGGAGGAGAGGAACCUCCUUUCUGUGGCAUACAAAAAUGUCAUUGGUGCUAGAAGGGCUUCAUGGAGGAUCAUCUCUUCCAUCGAGCAGAAAGAAGAGAGCCGGGGGAAUGAGGAUCAUGUCAAUGUAAUUAAGGAGUAUAGGGGUAAGAUUGAGGCUGAGCUCAGCAAGAUCUGUGACGGGAUUUUGAGCCUUCUCGAGUCCCACCUCGUUCCCUCAGCUUCAUCCGCCGAGACCAAGGUCUUUUACCUGAAGAUGAAAGGUGAUUACCACAGGUAUUUGGCCGAGUUCAAGACGGGGGCUGAGAGGAAGGAAGCCGCUGAGAGUACUUUGGUAGCAUACAAGUCUGCUCAGGAUAUUGCAUUGGCAGACUUGGCUCCCACUCACCCGAUUAGGCUGGGACUUGCUCUCAACUUCUCUGUUUUCUAUUACGAAAUCCUCAACUCACCAGAUCGUGCUUGCAACCUUGCCAAGCAGGCUUUCGAUGAAGCCAUUGCUGAGCUAGACACAUUGGGUGAGGAAUCCUACAAGGACAGCACAUUGAUCAUGCAACUUCUCCGGGACAAUCUGACUCUUUGGACUUCUGAUAUAACGGAUGAUGCUGGGGACGAGAUCAAGGAAGCUCCAAAAGCAGACCCUGGCGAGGGACAGCAGUGAAUCUGUGGCGCUGUAGAACUGUGAGCAGCCAAUUUGUUGUUCUACCAUUGAAUUUCUU
Molecule: messenger RNA, 1006 nt
Organism: Olea europaea var. sylvestris
Lineage: Eukaryota; Viridiplantae; Streptophyta; Magnoliopsida; Lamiales; Oleaceae
Product: 14-3-3-like protein A
Exons: 5
Coding region: 160-948 (262 amino acids)
Biological process (GO): signal transduction
Cellular component (GO): cytoplasm
Source: RefSeq, a predicted model, not a curated record